AAAAUAAAGACAAUGGAGAAGGUGUGGAGUGUGGCGGAGGCAGACACCACGUGCACUCUCCUCUCUUCUCCUCCUUCUCCUUCUCUUCUUCAUCUGCCAUUAUUAAGUCUUCCGACCCCACAUCCUUCCUUCUUCUCUAACUCCAACCUAACCCUCUCUUCCCUCUCCCGCUCUUUAAACCCCUCUCUCUCUCCCCUUCUCUUUCUGUAUUACUAUUCUUCUGGAGCUUUGAUAUGGUUUUUUGACUUGCUCUCAAGCGAAUUGUACCACGAGGUUUGCAGCUUUUCUUAAUUUGAGAAUAUAUCUGAAGCUCACAGGACAGUAACAAUGGCUGGCUAUAUUAAUGGGUAUCAAAGUGCUGUAGUACCCGGUAGAAAUCAUGUGUCGGUGUCUGAGGUUGAUGAGUUUUGUAAAGCCCUUGGAGGGACAAGGCCAAUCCACAGUAUUUUGAUAGCUAACAAUGGAAUGGCAGCUGUGAAGUUUAUACGCAGUGUCAGAACAUGGGCUUACGAAACAUUUGGCUCCGAAAAAGCCAUAUUAUUGGUGGGGAUGGCAACCCCUGAAGACAUGCGUAUCAAUGCAGAGCAUAUCAGAAUCGCUGAUCAGUUUGUGGAGGUUCCGGGAGGAACGAACAAUAACAAUUAUGCCAACGUUCAGCUUAUUGUCGAGAUGGCCGAAAUAACACGCGUGGAUGCAGUUUGGCCUGGAUGGGGUCAUGCAUCUGAAAAUCCUGAAUUACCUGAUGCCCUAAAGGAAAAAGGAAUAAUAUUUCUUGGUCCUCCAGCAGCUUCAAUGGCAGCAUUAGGGGAUAAGAUUGGUUCAUCGUUGAUUGCACAAGCUGCUGAUGUACCCACUCUGCCGUGGAGUGGUUCUCAUGUUAAAAUACCUCCGGACAGCAGUUUGGUAACCAUUCCCGAGGAGAUCUACAGGCAAGCUUGUGUAUACACAACUGAAGAAGCGAUUGCUAGUUGUCAAGUUGUUGGUUACCCAGCAAUGAUCAAAGCAUCUUGGGGUGGUGGCGGUAAAGGCAUUCGGAAGGUUCAUAAUGCUGAUGAGGUUAGGGCUCUGUUCAAGCAAGUUCAGGGUGAGGUCCCAGGCUCACCGAUAUUCAUAAUGAAGGUUGCUUCACAGAGUCGGCAUUUAGAGGUCCAGCUGCUCUGUGACCAGUACGGAAAUGUUUCAGCUCUGCAUAGCCGUGAUUGUAGUGUCCAGAGAAGACACCAAAAGAUCAUAGAGGAGGGUCCAAUCACCGUGGCUCCGCAAGAAACCGUCAAGAAGCUCGAACAGGCAGCUCGAAGGUUGGCUAAGAGUGUUAAUUAUGUUGGAGCCGCCACUGUUGAGUAUCUCUACAGCAUGGACACUGGGGAGUACUACUUCUUAGAGCUUAACCCUCGGUUACAGGUUGAGCACCCAGUAACUGAGUGGAUUGCCGAGAUAAAUCUUCCCGCUGCCCAAGUUGCUGUAGGGAUGGGAAUUCCUCUCUGGCAGAUCCCUGAGGUAAGACGGUUCUAUGGUAUAGAACAUGGUGGAGGUUAUGAUUCUUGGAGGAAAACAUCUAUUGUAGCCUCCCCUUUUGAUUUUGAUGAAGCUGAAUCUAUAAGGCCAAAAGGUCAUUGUGUGGCUGUACGCGUGACAAGCGAGGAUCCUGAUGACGGGUUUAAACCCACCAGCGGUAAAGUACAGGAGUUGCAUUUUAAGAGCAAGCCAAAUGUGUGGGCGUACUUCUCUGUCAAGUCUGGUGGAGGCAUCCACGAGUUCUCAGAUUCCCAGUUUGGACAUGUUUUUGCAUUUGGGGAAUCCAGGGCCCUGGCAAUAGCAAAUAUGGUUCUUGGGCUAAAAGAAAUUCAAAUUCGUGGAGAAAUUAGGACUAACGUUGAUUACACGAUUGACCUUCUACAUGUAUGCCUCCUUCUUCCUACACACAAAAGUUACACGCUGUGUGUUGCAAUGUACCCUGACAAGAUUGUUUUUAUUGUUGAUCAGGCUUCUGAUUACCGGGAAAACAAAAUUCACACUGGUUGGUUGGAUAGUAGAAUUGCUAUGCGGGUCAGAGCAGAAAGGCCUCCAUGGUAUCUCUCUGUAGUCGGCGGGGCUCUCUAUAAAGCAUCAGCGACCAGUGCAGCGGUGGUCUCAGAUUAUGUUGGUUAUCUUGAGAAGGGGCAAAUUCCCCCAAAGCAUAUAUCUCUUGUGCAUUCUCAAGUAUCUCUGAACAUUGAAGGAAGUAAAUAUACGAUUGAUGUGGUCCGGGGUGGAUCUGGAAGCUACCGGUUAAGAAUGAACAAAUCAGAAGUUGUAGCAGAAAUACACACUCUACGUGAUGGAGGUCUGUUGAUGCAGUUAGAUGGUAAAAGCCAUGUGAUAUAUGCAGAGGAAGAAGCGGCAGGAACCCGUCUUCUCAUUGACGGAAGAACUUGUUUGCUACAGAAUGAUCACGAUCCUUCGAAGUUGAUCGCUGAGACACCGUGCAAGCUGCUGAGGUAUCUGGUUUCAGAUAACAGCAGUAUUGAUGCUGAUAUGCCCUAUGCGGAAGUUGAGGUCAUGAAGAUGUGCAUGCCACUUCUAUCACCUGCGUCAGGAGUUAUACAUUUCAAAAUGUCUGAAGGACAAGCCAUGCAGGCUGGUGAACUUAUAGCCAAGCUUGAUCUUGAUGAUCCUUCUGCUGUAAGAAAGGCCGAACCCUUCCAUGGAAGUUUCCCAAGGUUAGGACUUCCAACGGCAAUUUCUGGUAAAGUUCAUCAGAGAUGUGCUGCAACUUUAAAUGCUGCUCGCAUGAUUCUUGCCGGAUAUGAGCAUAAAGUUGAUGAGGUUGUUCAAGACUUGCUUUGUUGCCUUGAUAGCCCUGAACUCCCGUUCCUUCAGUGGCAAGAAUGCUUUGCAGUUCUGGCAACACGUCUACCUAAAGAUCUCAGGAUCAUGCUAGAAUCAAAGUACAGAGAAUUUGAGAGUAUCUACAGAAAUUCCCUGACGGCAGAUUUCCCUGCCAAACUUUUAAAAGGCAUUCUUGAGGCUCAUUUAUUAUCUUGUGAUGAGAAAGAGAGAGGUGCACUGGAAAGGCUCAUUGAACCAUUGAUGAGUCUUGCAAAGUCUUAUGAAGGUGGUAGAGAAAGUCAUGCCCGUGUUAUUGUUCAUUCCCUUUUUGAAGAAUAUCUAUCAGUAGAAGAAUUAUUCAAUGAUAACAUGCUGGCUGAUGUUAUUGAACGAAUGCGUCAGCAAUACAAGAAACAUCUGUUAAAGAUUGUGGAUAUAGUACUCUCACACCAGGGCAUAAAAAACAAAAACAAACUCGUGCUCCGGCUCAUGGAGCAGCUUGUUUACCCUAAUCCUGCUGCGUACAGAGAUAAACUUAUCCGAUUCUCGACACUUAAUCAUACUAAUUACUCCGAGUUGGCGCUCAAGGCGAGUCAAUUGCUCGAACAGACCAAACUAAGUGAACUUCGUUCAAACAUUGCUAGAAGCUUGUCAGAGUUAGAAAUGUUUACAGAGGAUGGAGAAAAUAUGGAUACUCCCAAGAGGAAGAGUGCCAUUAAUGAAAGGAUGGAAGAUCUUGUGAGCGCAUCUUUAGCUGUUGAAGAUGCUCUCGUGGGACUAUUCGACCACAGCGAUCACACACUUCAGAGACGGGUUGUUGAGACUUACAUUCGCAGGUUAUACCAGCCCUACGUCGUUAAAGAAAGCGUGAGGAUGCAGUGGCACCGUUCUGGUCUUAUUGCUUCCUGGGAGUUCCUAGAGGAACAUAUGGAAAGAAAAAGCAUUGGCUCAGAUGAGCUCGAGACAUCUGAAAAAGGAUUUGUUGAGAAGCAUAGUAGGAGAAAAUGGGGGGCUAUGGUAAUAAUCAAAUCGUUGCAGUUUCUGUCGAGUAUAAUUAGUGCAGCAUUGACAGAAACAAACCACAACAACUAUGAAUCUACCGGAGCUCCUUUAUCUGGCAAUAUGAUGCACAUUGCUAUUGUGGGCAUCAAUAAUCAGAUGAGUCUUCUUCAGGACAGUGGGGACGAGGACCAAGCUCAAGAAAGAGUAAAUAAGCUGGCCAAAAUUCUCAAAGAGGAAGAAAUUAGUUUUAGCCUCUGUUCUGCUGGUGUCGGUGUGAUAAGCUGUAUAAUUCAGCGAGAUGAAGGACGAACACCCAUGAGACAUUCUUUUCAUUGGUCGAUGGAGAAACGGUAUUAUGCAGAAGAGCCGUUGCUGCGUCAUCUGGAGCCUCCUCUGUCCAUAUACCUUGAGUUGGAUAAGCUGAAAGGGUACUCCAAUAUGCAGUAUACGCCUUCACGAGAUCGUCAAUGGCAUAUGUAUACUGUAACAGACAAGCCAUUGCCAAUCAAGAGGAUGUUCCUGAGAUCUCUUGUUCGACAGGCUACGAUGAACGAUGGCUUUAUGUUGCAGCAAGGGCAAGAUAAGCAAAUUAACCAAACACUGUUCUCCAUGCCCUUUACAUCGAAAUGCGUUCUUAGGUCUUUGAUGGAUGCCAUGGAGGAAUUGGAACUGAAUGCCCAUAAUGCUGCCAUGAAACCAGACCACGCACAUAUGUUCCUUUGCAUACUACGCGAGCAGCAGAUAGAUGAUCUUGUGGCUUACCCCAGGAAAGUUGAAGUGAAUGCAGAGGACGAAGAAAGUACAGUCGAGAUGAUCUUAGAAGAAGCAGCUCGAGAGAUACACAGGUCAGUCGGAGUGAGAAUGCAUAGGUUGGGUGUGUGCGAGUGGGAAGUGCGGCUGUGGUUGCUGUCCUCUGGACUAGCAAGUGGCGCUUGGAGGGUUGUGGUUGCAAACGUGACAGGCCGUACAUGCACUGUUCAUAUAUACCGAGAAGUGGAAACUACUAGAAGAAACAGUUUGAUUUAUCACUCACUAACCAAGAAGGGUCCUUUGCAUGGAACCCCAAUCAAUGAUCAAUAUAAGCCGCUGGGAUAUCUCGACAGGCAACGUCUAGCCGCAAGGAGGAGUAACACUACUUAUUGCUAUGACUUCCCGUUGGCAUUUGAGACAGCCUUGGAGCAGUUGUGGGCAUCACAACAUCCGGGAGUUAAGAAACCAUGUAAGAAUACUCUUUUCAAUGUUAAAGAGCUUGUAUUCUCCAAUCCGGAAAGUUCUUGUACAUCUCUUAUUCCGGUUGAAAGACCACUGGGGCUCAACGAGUUUGGAAUGGUGGCCUGGUGCCUAGAGAUGUCGACUCCUGAGUUUCCUAUGGGACGGAAACUUCUCAUAGUCUCCAACGAUGUCACCUUCAAAGCUGGUUCUUUUGGUCCUAGAGAGGACGCAUUUUUCCUUGCAGUGACUGAACUUGCUUGUGCCAAGAAGCUUCCCUUGAUUUACUUGGCAGCAAAUUCUGGUGCCCGACUCGGGGUAGCUGAAGAAGUCAAAGCCUGCUUUAAAGUUGGAUGGUCGGAUGAAGUUUUCCCCGAGAAUGGUUUUCAAUAUAUAUACCUAAGCCCUGAAGACCAUGCAAGGAUUGGAUCAUCUGUCAUUUCGCACGAAAUAAAGCUUCCUACUGGGGAAACAAGGUGGGUGAUUGAUACGAUCGUUGGUAAAGAAGAUGGUAUUGGCGUAGAGAACUUAACAGGGAGUGGGGCAAUAGCGGGUGCUUACUCAAGGGCAUACAACGAGACUUUUACUCUAACCUUUGUUAGUGGGAGAACGGUAGGGAUUGGUGCUUACCUUGCCCGCCUAGGUAUGCGGUGCAUACAGAGAUUAGACCAGCCGAUCAUCUUGACUGGAUUUUCGACGCUCAACAAGUUACUUGGGCGUGAGGUCUAUAGCUCUCACAUGCAACUUGGUGGCCCGAAAAUCAUGGGCACAAAUGGUGUUGUUCAUCUUACAGUCUCAGAUGAUCUCGAAGGCGUAUCAGCAAUUCUCAACUGGCUGAGUUAUAUUCCUGCUUACGUGGGGGGUCCUCUUCCUGUUCUUGCCCCGUUAGAUCCACCGGAGAGAACUGUUGAGUACGUCCCAGAGACCUCUUGCGACCCACGAGCUGCUAUAGCUGGGGUAAACGACAAUACCGGUAAAUGGCUUGGUGGUAUCUUUGAUAAAAAUAGCUUUAUUGAGACUCUUGAAGGCUGGGCAAGGACAGUAGUGACUGGUAGAGCUAAGCUCGGGGGAAUACCCGUUGGGGUUGUUGCAGUUGAGACACAGACUGUAAUGCAGAUCAUCCCAGCAGAUCCAGGACAGCUCGACUCUCAUGAAAGAGUUGUUCCGCAAGCAGGGCAAGUCUGGUUCCCUGAUUCCGCGGCCAAGACAGCUCAAGCGCUCAUGGAUUUCAACCAGGAAGAGCUUCCAUUGUUUAUCCUAGCGAACUGGAGAGGGUUUUCUGGUGGGCAGAGAGAUCUUUUCGAAGGAAUACUUCAGGCUGGUUCAACAAUAGUAGAAAAUUUGAGAACAUAUCGGCAGCCGGUGUUUGUGUACAUCCCGAAGAUGGGAGAGUUACGUGGUGGAGCGUGGGUUGUUGUUGAUAGCCAGAUAAAUUCGGAUUACGUUGAAAUGUAUGCUGAUGAAACUGCUCGUGGAAAUGUGCUUGAGCCAGAAGGGACGAUAGAGAUAAAAUUUAGAACGAAAGAGAUGUUAGAGUGCAUGGGAAGAUUGGAUCAGAAGCUUAUCAGUCUCAAAGCAAAACUGCAAGAUGCCAAGCAAAGCGAGGCUUAUGCAAACGUCGAGCUUCUCCAGGAACAGAUAAAAGCCCGAGAGAAGCAGCUUUUACCAGUUUACAUCCAAAUCGCCACCAAAUUCGCGGAACUUCAUGACACUUCCAUGAGAAUGGCUGCAAAAGGAGUGAUCAAUAGUGUUGUGGAAUGGAGCGGCUCGCGGUCCUUCUUCUUUAAGAAGCUCAAACGGAGAAUCGCCGAGAGCUGUCUUGUGAAAAACGUAAAGGAAGCUUCCGGAGACAACUUAUCGUAUAAAUCUGCAAUGGGUUUGAUUCAAGACUGGUUCUGCAAAUCCGAUAUUUCGAAGGGCAGAGAAGAGGCUUGGACAGACGACCAACUGUUCUUUACAUGGAAGGAAAAUGUUAGUAACUACGAGUUAAAGCUGAGCGAGUUGAGAGCGCAGAAACUGUUGAAUCAACUUGCAGAGAUUGGGAAUUCGUCGGAUCUGCAGGCUCUGCCCCAAGGUCUUGCUAAUAUUCUAAACAAGGUGGAGCCUUCAAGAAGAGAAGAGCUGGUGGAUGCGAUACGGAAGGUGUUGGGUUGAUUAUGAAAGAGGUCUAGCUUGAGUUCCAAGAAAGAUUGUCCUUUUACAGUUGCUUGUCUCCUACGGUGACAGAAGCUAGUUGAUUGAAAUUAGAUUUGGACCAUCUUCGUUCUAUUUGUUGGCCCUAGCUGUACAUGUUGUUGUAGCAUUGUCAUUACCGUAUAAGCGAAUUCAUUCAACAUGUCAAUAUGCCUAAAUAAAUGUAUUUUAUAUUGUUAUGUAUCGUUAACUCCGUCACUCAACAUAAACCUCGUCUGUUGUUAACUCAACUUUUCACAUAUAUAU
Molecule: messenger RNA, 7458 nt
Organism: Eutrema salsugineum
Lineage: Eukaryota; Viridiplantae; Streptophyta; Magnoliopsida; Brassicales; Brassicaceae
Product: acetyl-CoA carboxylase 1
Exons: 31
Coding region: 328-7173 (2281 amino acids)
Biological process (GO): fatty acid biosynthetic process
Molecular function (GO): ATP binding; metal ion binding; acetyl-CoA carboxylase activity
Source: RefSeq, a predicted model, not a curated record